AUGAGCAAAGCAGCGGCCGUCAAGGAGGCCGUCAAGGAGAGUCUCCUUGGCGCUGAAGAGCCCGUCCAGUUGUCCGCCCAGACCAAAGCCAGAUUCGUCGCCAAUGCUGUCAAGGACGAGGCAUCAGGGGAGCUCUUAAUGGGCCCUGAGCAGUUUAUUAACGCUGUUGCGCCUACUGACGAGGACUAUCACAAAAUCAAGCGUGAACAGUACGGCAUUCUCUUUGGCGUCGCCGACCGCAAGGGUGCAGGCAAAAUAACUCUUUCCGAAUGGGCCGCCUUCGAGAACCUGUUGAUGAAGCCCGACGCCGAGUACGAGAUCGCUUUUCGCCUUUUCGACGUCGAUAGAACCGGCAACGUCAAGUACGAAGACUUUCGAAAGCUCUACGAGCUGAACAAGGGACCCGACAGUAUUCCCUUUGACUGGGAGUGCGAGUGGGCCAAACUGUACAUUGGCAGCAAGAAGAAGCGUCACCACAUGGACUACCCUCAAUUCUCCCAGAUGCUGCGCGGUCUCCAGGGCGAGAGAAUUCGCCAGGCCUUCCAGCAAUUCGACCAGGACGGCGAUGGCUUCAUCGACCCCGAAGAUUUUGAGCGCAUCAUCCGCGAAACAUCUAAGCACAAGCUGUCUGACCACUUGCUCGAGAACCUAUCGACCCUGUGCAACAUUUCCCUCGGCAGCAAGGUCUCGUAUGCCAAUGUGCGCGCUUUCCAGAACAUGAUCAAGGAGAUUGAUCUCGUCGAGCUCAUUGUGCGCCGUGCUUGUGCUAAGAGCCCGGAUGGCAAGAUUACCAGGACAGAGUUCCUGAACCAAGCCGCCAAGAUCACUCGGUUCUCCCUCUUCACUCCCAUGGAGGCCGACAUUCUUUUCCACUUCGCCAGCCUCGACGAGCCCUCGGGUCGUCUCGGACUUGCCGAUUUCGCCAAGGUACUUGAUCCCUCAUGGAGAAACGCCCUCUCCGAGGUCGACGAUGCGGCUCAGAAAGCAAUUGCCAAGGGCGCCUCAGCAAGCAAGGCGCUUCUUGGUCGGGUCCUCGAAUCCGGCUACAACUUCGGCCUUGGCAGUUUGGCCGGGGCCUUCGGUGCCUUCAUGGUGUAUCCCAUCGAUCUCGUGAAGACGCGCCUGCAAAACCAGCGAGGUGCCAGACCAGGCGAGAGGCUGUACAAGAACUCAAUCGAUUGCUUCCAGAAGGUAUGGAGAAACGAGGGUUUGCGCGGUCUGUACUCCGGUGUUCUGCCUCAGCUUGUUGGUGUAGCACCCGAGAAGGCCAUCAAGCUGACGGUGAACGACCUUGUUCGUGGCCACUUCACCAACAAGGAGGGCAAGAUUUGGUACGGCCAUGAGAUUCUUGCCGGUGGCGCUGCUGGAGGUUGCCAAGUUGUCUUUACCAACCCUCUGGAGAUCGUCAAGAUUCGACUCCAGGUUCAGGGCGAGGUCGCCAAGACUGUUGAAGGAGCCCCGAAGAGAUCCGCGAUGUGGAUUGUCCGCAACUUGGGUCUCGUUGGUCUUUACAAGGGCGCUUCUGCAUGUCUACUGCGCGACGUUCCCUUCUCCGCUAUCUACUUCCCAACCUACAGUCACCUGAAGAAGGACAUGUUUGGAGAGUCGCCUACCAAGAAGCUGGGCGUCGUUCAGCUACUUACUGCCGGCGCCAUUGCCGGCAUGCCGGCCGCCUACCUCACCACGCCUUGCGACGUCAUCAAGACCCGUCUCCAGGUCGAAGCUCGCAAGGGUGAGGCCACAUACACCGGUCUCCGUCACGCAGCCAAGACCAUUUGGAAGGAAGAAGGCUUCCGUGCUUUCUUCAAGGGUGGUCCCGCCAGAAUCUUCCGCUCAUCUCCCCAGUUUGGUUUCACCUUGGCCGCGUACGAGGUUCUGCAGAGCCUCAUUCCUUACCCCGGCUCGUCAGACUCUAUGAAGGUUCACACUGGUGUUGGGGAAGCUGUGUCCACGUUGAGAGAGAAGAUGGACACCAGCCCCUUUGCGCGCAGCCGCAACGCCCUGAAGAUUAUCCUCGAUAUCGACGAGGACUUUGGUAAGGUUAAGGUGCCCAGCCAGGAGUCUUGGAAGAAGCUUCCUGCGUUCAUGCAGACCAACGAAAACGGCUCUUCAUGA
Messenger RNA from Colletotrichum siamense, 2115 nucleotides. RefSeq names its product Calcium-binding mitochondrial carrier protein Aralar2 (gene SLC25A13). NCBI's taxonomy places the organism in Eukaryota, Fungi, Ascomycota, Sordariomycetes, Glomerellales, Glomerellaceae. The coding region runs from base 1 to 2115 and encodes 704 amino acids. The transcript is spliced from 3 exons. The record is from RefSeq and is a predicted model, not a curated record. Gene Ontology annotation, molecular function: calcium ion binding; L-glutamate transmembrane transporter activity; L-aspartate transmembrane transporter activity. Gene Ontology annotation, biological process: L-glutamate transmembrane transport; malate-aspartate shuttle; aspartate transmembrane transport.